GCUAAAUAUUCUACAAGUUAUUGAUACAUUAUCUUAGUGUGCUUCAUUGAGAGACAUGGUUUGGAGAGAAACAGAAUAGGCUCGAGUGCAACUACUAUCUUACAGAACCAUGUCUGCAGUGCUCAGCAACACAUGCCAGCAAACAAAAGAAAGUUCAAAAAGAAAUGAAAUUGCACGUCGACGAUGGAAGAUACUUGCACGUGCCCUUCAAAGAAGUAGCGAGGGCGAGACAAAUGAAGAUGAAGAUGUAUCUGUUCGACGCUUCACCUCAUUUCAUCUUUUCACAAUGAAAUUGUUACCAUCUUAUAAUAAUUCCACUAGCUCUGUGGCAUCAUGGUCAGAGUACUCUGUAGUUGUUGCACGUGAAAAAUAUUCCAUAUUUAUUCGCCACCCCUUUCCAAAUUUCACAGCCACAGAACUGAUGGGAUUCAAUAAUACAGGAAAUAUUUGUAUUUGGCCUUCAGAAGAAGUACUAGCAUUCUACGCACUGUGUAACUUACAACAGUUUGCUGGGAAAACAAUUCUUGAACUAGGGGGUGGCAGCACUUGUCUUGCUGGUCUUUUCCUUGCUAAAUAUUCAUCAGCUUUCAAGAUACAUCUUACUGAUGGAAAUGAAUCUGCCAUGAAAAAUGUUCAGUAUAUUGUUGAUCGUAACUUUCCACAGGGAAAUGACAGACUUGUAUGUUCUGUAUUAGAAUGGGGAAGCUUUUGGAGGCUAGCUGUUAAUCAGCAUAUUAAGCCUUAUGACAUAAUACUGUCUGCUGAUUGUUUGUUCUUUGAUGAAGCAAGAAAUGAUUUAGUAGAGACUAUAUGGACAGUCUUGAGUGAAAAUGGGACAGCUUUUGUAAUGGCACCGCAGAGGGGUGAUACAUUUGACAAGUUUAGACAAGAGGCAAAGGCAAGGGGGUUUAUAUGUUCAAGCAAAAAGCAUUACAGUGAUCAUGUUUGGAACAGACACUUACAGGUCAAACAAAACUGUGAUUAUGAUGAAAAUAUCCAUUAUCCACUGCUACUUAUUUUGAAAAAGUCUAUGCCAGCAGAAAUUGGAGACCAAUUCAACCUCUAGGGAUUAUAUCUUGCCUUUACAGAAAUUAAUGAAAUGUAUUAAAAAGUUACAAAAUUUCAGAAGUAAUUAUAUUUGAUCAUUUUACUGA
This is a messenger RNA of Schistocerca piceifrons (Central American locust), 1154 nucleotides long. Its product is annotated as calmodulin-lysine N-methyltransferase. The transcript has a single exon. NCBI's taxonomy places the organism in Eukaryota, Metazoa, Arthropoda, Insecta, Orthoptera, Acrididae. Bases 110 to 1066 code for a protein of 318 amino acids. The record is from RefSeq and is a predicted model, not a curated record. Gene Ontology annotation, molecular function: calmodulin-lysine N-methyltransferase activity. Gene Ontology annotation, cellular component: cytoplasm.